Molecule: messenger RNA, 4923 nt
Organism: Aspergillus uvarum CBS 121591
Lineage: Eukaryota; Fungi; Ascomycota; Eurotiomycetes; Eurotiales; Aspergillaceae
Exons: 5
Coding region: 377-4825 (1482 amino acids)
Biological process (GO): regulation of transcription by RNA polymerase II
Cellular component (GO): mediator complex
Molecular function (GO): transcription coregulator activity
Source: RefSeq, a predicted model, not a curated record
UUUCGCCUCUUCGGGAAUGCUGAUAUCGUAUCCAUCAAUCCAUUCCCCAAUCUCCUUCUCUCCUUAGCUCUUGUAUCCCUUCUGCUGCUGCUUUAUGGCACAUGGUAUUCUUUGACAUUACCUCAGUUUACUAUAUAUACAUACGCCUUCACCCCCUUACUCCGGUAUUACCUUGAUCGCGAACCCCUAAACUCCCAAAGAGCGAUGGCUUCAGGAAGCUGAUCUGUUUACUGACUGCCAAAAGUUCCAUGUUAUCGCACUGAGAUAUGACCAUUUGGGAAUGCGCUCCUGGAGAUGAAUUCUAUUUCGCUGGUGGAAGCGUUCCUGGCUAGCUAAAAAAAAUCGCCAGUAUUUCCAAGGGGCUUUUAAUUAAACCAUGGACUUUCCAGGCGGGUCCGUCACCAACAUACGCGUCAUUGAUGGAUUCUCGCAAAUAUAUUGGAGAAUCUAUACCGAGGAGCCUGGUAUAACCAAUAUACCUGGCGAAUCUCCUGCAAAUGGCUAUACCAUUUUGAAACAUCUCAGCCGCCUCAAAGAUCUUGAGCUUAGGUUGAGGAAUCUGGAUUGCUUGGUUUCAAGCUAUCCUCGAAGACUCUGUCUCUGGACUUUCUCCUCUACUCCCGGAUUUGAGGCUCUGGCCUCUGUGGCAGCAAGUCGGGGUAAAGAUGACACGGGUAGGCUUCUCGUCGGUUCUACUACGUUGAAAGUGUCCUCUUCUGGCAGUGUUUCCUCGUCAGAUUUGGUCAAGAAUCUUUCAGUAGAGCCUCAACAUGCGACGGGUGCAGCCGGGCCGCAAAGACCCAGUGCGCCUACACCGUUUGUCACCAUCUACGCUUCGUUCAUUUCAGCUCUGAUGGGAACUUUAAGUCUUCAAUUGAUACAGCAAGUUGGUGCAGUUCCGCUAGGGUCACGGACCCUGCUCACGCUAGACGAACGAGGUCUCCACGAGACCGUCGGCCACAGUGCUGAGAGCUCCACUUUUGCUCCAUCGCUGACUACGCUCCAAGUUCAACUGAUAUCUGCUGGAAAACUAACUGUGGCUUUGCAAACCGUACCACAACCUGGCCUGUUGAGAUUAUGCAAGUCUGAAGAUUCUCCAGAAAGCCAUGACACUCCUCCCGGCACAGAUCUCUGGCUUUCUCCAAGCGGGUCGAUCGCCAGACUAGUGACGACAAGACCAGCUCAGAGGGUGGGUUCUUCUCCGUACCCUUACAGCACCGGGGGUGUGGGGUCUGAUAGAUCGGACCCAGUGAACCGCAAACAGUGGAUGGCCAAUGUGCUGGGCUGGCUUGCCAAUUUUGGUCUUCCAGUAGAUGGCAUCGGUGAAGAUUCAUGGGUGGAAGUUGAAGUUUGGGAACCGUUCUACUCUAGGUUGGCCGGGGAAACAUGGCGGCCGAACGAUGGAGGCUUAUCAACGCUUCCUCUCAAGCGAAUUCUUUGGCCAGCUAUAUACUGCUUCAGAAGGACAAAAUCAGCAUCUUCAGACUCCUAUGGUGAAAUGGAAAGCGUCUGUGCUGUCAUUGAUAACCCUCUAGAAUUUGCAGAAAAGUGGCACGUAUUAGAGAAGCCCAACCUUAACGAAACGAGCCCUAAGCCUCUAUCUAUCGCCCAGGAAUCAGAGACCAAGGACCAAGAUGCACCUACUCCCGAUACGGCUGGUUUACCUGAAGGACUGGAAAGCCUUUCUCGGGCUUCACAGUAUCCAGACCUACAGACUGCAGGCCUUGUAUAUCCCACGCCACCAGAUGGGGCCACGACGGCAGGGCUCAAUCCUACCACAGUCUCAGAUGCGUUCUCUGAAGACUUAUACAACAGUUCAGCCUUUCCCCAGCAGACCAGGCAGAUUUCUUUCGGCCAGCCACACAGCAAGGAUCGCUCUGCAGUGGAUGUGACAAUGGGGUUCGGCCCUUCGGCAGGUCUUGCUGUUGGAUCCGGACUGUACGAUACCAACGAUGAUGAUGAUCUGUUCGGUGAUAUGAAUGAGAGGGAUUUUGGAGCUAAAGGGAUCACGGAUGCAGACUUCAGCUUCUUCGAUGAACCGGGGUUUGACCGUAUGGACGAAGGAGAUCACCCAGAUCCCAUGCAUGAAAUGCCGGAUUUUAGUGAGACAGAUCAGCUUGAAGCACAACCUACACCGGCUGAGCACACCUUUCCCGGCUUGGUGCAAGAAGCUGUCGGAGAUCAGAUGUUUGAGCCUGAAGCUGACAAAAUGGACGUUACUACGGAUGCUCAGAGCGAACAACCUCCGCAUGAAAAGGAUGUCCCUCUGCCAUCGCCCCAGGAAGACAAUGUCGCCACUAUAAGCCCUCCACUGAGUCCGGUUGAGGUCAAGAAAUUUCUUUUCCCUGAGCCACAAGCCGAGAGUCACCCGUCGCCCCAGCAAGGGCAGAUGCCGGGGUAUUAUAAACCCAUUCAUUUCAAGCAGGGGAUCUCCAGCUGGGAUCAGAAAUACAGUACUGAAGGCAAGUUCUGGUUUAAGAUGCGUGGGAAAGACACAAUUGAGAACGCCACCACUACGAGCAGUGAUAUUCCAACCAUCGGCCUUCCUCGCCACGCUACAAUAUCGAAAAAAAGCGCGGGUAUAAAACCAUUUGAUGAGCAUGGCAGUCCGCUGGACGACAUAUUCCAGGAAGCAACAUCAGACUCCGAGUUAAGCGAUGCUGCGAGCAUUGACGGCGCUGAGAGUGAAGCUGAAAGCGAUCUUUCACCGGCUACAUACCCUACGCGCAAAAGAAAACGCAGUCUUUCCAAUUCCGGUACCUCAUUGGCUUUGUCCCCAGAGAAGACUUCGAUAAACGCAGAGCAAGACACAGCGACUCAACGUCCCGAGGACUCCGUCUUCUUGGGAAACUUCCUAUCAACCUUCUCCGAUUGGUCCUUGACCGGCUACUUCUCGCUCUCUCAAAACCAAACAUUUCCCGCCCUUCUUCAAAAAGAAUUGCAAGUUCAGAUUGCCCAAAUCCUGGUCGAUCAAAUCACACAAUCUUCUCUGGAUCACAAGUAUGAUGGGACUGUUGGUCUGUCAGGCUGUGGAAACGAGGCGCAUUCUCCGCAAAGCGUUGAUGACGAAUCAUUCAUGGGCGGGAUAGAAAGGCUCGAUUUGAAUAGCUUCGUCUCUCUGCAGGAUCCCGUAGCACUUUCGCCUAGCACUCAGGCCCGACAAUCUUCGCAGCGGAAAGACACAAGCAAGGGCACCAUUUCUCGCCUCGGCCCACCACAUCUACGUGUCUGCCGCGGCAAAGACUUUCUGGAAACACUACCACCAGCAAUCCCAUUCUGGGAAACGUUUGGGUUGGGACCGGCCCAUGGCCAGAAGGAUAUACUUGCCUAUUGCAUCCAUCCCCAUACCGCUACAGAAGCUGCGGAUACCUUUUUAGACCGUCUGGGCUUGGUAUAUUCUGGCUGCAAUCUUGGUAGUCAUGAUCGAGGGAAUAGCUCAAACCUGUUUAAUCGUGGUAUGGGCUCAUGGGACAUCGAUUUGUCACACACUCGCUAUUCAUCUAUCAUGCAAUCCUUGAAGACGAUCUGUGAGGGCUUAGGGACGGCUUUGCUACAGAGUCCACCUGACAAGGAGAACAACCUUGUUGUUUAUAUCGUCAACCCCUUUGCUCAUGCUGCGGCCUUGGUCGAUAUUUGUUCGGCCUUCUGGAUUCUGUUCCAAAGAUAUGUGGCCGAUGCUGACAGGCAGCAGGCCCGCCAACUCAAUGAGCUUGUGUUGCAGAUCGUUCCCCUCGACUUUCUAAUGUCGAAUGAAUCUUUAGUCGUACCUCCUCAGGCAGAGUACUUGAACUUGGCUCUCGAGGUCUAUAGCCGGUGCCCACCGAAGUCACCUCACUCUAGCUUGGUCAACGGCGCUCCUCCAAUGCUUCUUGCAGAACCACUUCCAAAGAUCAUCAACUUCAAACUCUCAUCUGAGAAGAUAUCUCCACUGCAAGAAGGCAGGUGUCUCCACAUCGCGUGCUCCAGAAGUCAAGAUCAAAGGUGGAUGAGUGUGGCCUGGUCAGAUAACACCGGCGCUCUGCAGCGAACCAUGUCCUAUUGCCUCCGCUUCCGCAACUCGUCCGUGGUGAGAAGCAUUGCGGAAGUUCGCGCUGAAAUCUGGGGAGCAACGAAGGACAUUAUGGACAGGACUCAGGCGCGCUGGCGGGUCAUUGUCGCCAACACAGAUCCUGUGGAUCAGGAAGAGGUUGACACCUGGACAGCCCUCACGGAACAGUAUAACAAGUCUAGAUCAGCGAACCUAGAAUUGACGAUUUUGAGCGUCGGUGCCACGCCCGAUCUCACACUUGAGCCACCCUUCUUGCCUUUGCCCAUGAGCGCAGUCAAUCCUCUUGCGUCAACCACCCCCAUUGCUACGCCGAAUCCUAGCAUUUCCUCACCCGACCAAAUCAGCACUGCGCCCACCCCUCCAAGCGCAGCAAAUGUACCUCCAAACGCCCCUACCCCGACAGAUACCAAUCCUGAGAUAGAGUCCGAAUCCCUCCUCAUGGACAUAUGCGAUGAGACGUGGGGCGUUGUUCUGUCCCAUCGUCUUAACAGCUCUAUGCAUCAAACCGAGUAUCGACCCGCGCUGGCCAGCGGAUACCUGCUUCGCAGGAGAGGCUCUACCGACGGAGACGGGGUGUAUACCAUGGGUGCCAACAUCAUCUAUUCAAGGCGUUCUUCAGCUUCGUAUGACGCCGUUCUUCGGGAGAUCCUGAGCAUGUACCGUGAUCUCGCGACUCUGGCUCGAGCCCGGGGCACUCGGGCAGUGCAGCAGGGUACACUACCUUGGCACAUUGCUACUGUGGUCAAGGCUCAGGCGCUUCUGAGCUAUGUUCUCUGAUAAUUCUUUUUGUGUUAUAUUAGUUCAUUAUACCAUGUCGCGGCUGGUGUGAAGAUACGGCGUAUGGUGUUAUUUACCUUACUAGAAUAUGAUCCUAG